AUGAGUUCAAAUAUGCAUAUCGAUAAUCCACCCUAUAUUCCAAUCAAUAUUAAUUAAUAAGAGAGUAACAAACAAGAACAAUUCAUCAUAAUAAUAUCAAUAACACAAUCAUUAUCAACAUUAAUUAUCAAGGUGAACAUAAUGCAUAGUCAAAUGAUCCAAUGGAUUCGAGUUUUAAUUUGCUCUUAUUCUAAAGUAUAAUUUGAUAUGCAAAUCUUUAUGCAAACAACAAUGAUUGCUUAAACUAAAAUUUCUACAGAUUGA
Molecule: messenger RNA, 264 nt
Organism: Paramecium octaurelia
Lineage: Eukaryota; Ciliophora; Oligohymenophorea; Peniculida; Parameciidae
Source: the annotation of a GenBank genome assembly